AUGGAGUCUGAGAACGUGUUCGACAUUUACAGUGCCCUUGAGGCUCCUGUGGCUCCCUCGAGUAGAAAGAAAACAAGCAAGAGGCAUCCUGGGGAAAGCAGUAAAGUGCCUCAGGCUAAGAAGCCUUGUAAUGCAGGCCUCUCGAAGGAUGGAUCCUUAGCCAACGCAAAUCCACCUUCUCCUCAAGAGCAGCAGACUCCCCCUGCUCCAGCCAGGUCGACUCCAUCUCCAGCGGCCCCAACUGACCAGACUCAGCAGGCCGGUCCUGCUUCGACUGGGGGCGACAUAACUAGCCGCGCCUUUAGAUCGGUCAAGGACAGGGUCGCAAAAAUUGUAAAGCACGACCGCUUCCAAGAGGCGAUGGACGUCGAGCAGAUCUUAAACUGCGCCUUGAACGAGUUUUCCAGUGCCAAAUCUUUGGAGCAACGACACGCUGAUGAACUCAAAGCUGCCGAAGCAAAAUAUGCCGAACAGCUUGCAGCGGUGCUCGAGGAGAAGAAUAAACUGGUUAAGGAGUUGAGAGAGAAGAAAAAUUCUCUGGACAAAGCCAUCGAGCAGAGGGACCAGUUCAAGGAGUCUAACCGCGCCAAUUACCACGCGACUAAAAAGCUCGAGGAGGACUUGGCUGUGAGUAAACAAGAGACUACAACCUUGGAGGGUCGGAUCAAGGGGCUUGAGAAGGCCAAUGCCAGCAAUUUAGAGAGGCACAAGAAUGCCACACUCUGA
This is a messenger RNA of Humulus lupulus (European hop), 726 nucleotides long. RefSeq lists its product as uncharacterized. The transcript has 2 exons. The coding region runs from base 1 to 726 and encodes 241 amino acids. The record is from RefSeq and is a predicted model, not a curated record. Lineage: Eukaryota; Viridiplantae; Streptophyta; Magnoliopsida; Rosales; Cannabaceae.